AUUUCCGCUCGCAAUUUGCCGCCCAGCAGGGCAUUCUGGGAUUACGGGGUCCCCCAAACUGUCAUGGCGUCCUAGGAAGAUGGCGACUGCCAUACAACAGGCUUUCCUGGAGUAUCUAAUAAUUUAAAUUCAAGGCAUUGGAGACAUAGCUAGUGACAGAGGGCCAAGGGAACAGUGGACUGACUGCCAGGGGCCAGCGAUUUUUAGGCCAUCAAUCACCCCACAGAGCUGAUAAAAUGGAGUGUGCAGUUGACACACAGCCAGGCGGGGACGAGGCUGCAGAGCAAGAACACACUCUGGAGGAAACAUCUGCAAAGGAAGGAAGUGAGACGCCGCAGAAGAAGAACAAGAAGCACAAAAAACACAAGAGCAAGAAGAAGAAGAAGAAACGUGGCAAGGGAGAGAGAGAGACGAGCUCAGAGUCGGCCCCAGAGUCCGAUGUAGAAAAGCCGCCAAUCAGAACCAGAGCAGGCUUGAGGAGUGCUGGCCCAGUGGCCUCCGAUGCAGGAGUAGACACGAAAGAGGAGGCAACAAAGGACUUGAUCACAGCUAUACCUGAGGUAGAAGGUGACGCUAAAGCCAGAAAACACAAAAGACAUGCUGGGAAAAAGAAGAGAAAAAGGAGGAGAAAAGGGGAAGAAAAGCAGGAGAAGAACUCUUCUUCACACUCUCUAUCAGAGAGCGAAUCUAUGUCAGGAACAGAUUCUGAGUCUGAGGGGAAGCCAGCUGGCAUGGUAGUGCAGGCUGUUCCCAUGCAGUCUAAGGCCAGGCAAGAGGAGCGAGUUCCCUCCCUAUGCAUCACUUUGGCCCAAAAAGAGGAAUCUCUGAAAGUGAUGUGUCAACCCUCAGAUAAUGAGUCCGCGGAUACAGGAGGAAAGACAGAAGAGAAGGUUUCCCCUGCUAACAGGGAGAACCAAACCAUCUCUGUCACAAAGCCGGAAGAUCCACGGAGCGACGGGAGCUUCAGCCACACCCAGGAGCUUCCUGACAUCAUCCCCAAGCAGGAUGGCCAGAAGGAGGAAACCAACCCAGAGCAGAGGUCAAAGGUGAAGAACCAGGCUCCCUCCAGGUCAAGGUCAGGGUCGCUGACAGACACUAAGAUGGCUAGAUCGAGUCUUAGUCGUUCGCCCAGCCCUAAGCGGUCCAGAUCAAGUCGCAGUCGUUCACGAAGCCCCGUGGGAUUGUCUAGUCAGCCAGUGUCUGGCAGGGGCAGGUCUCGAUCUGGCUCAAAAAGCAUGACUCCCAAGAGGAAGCAGUCCAAGUCCCCCAAAAGGACAAGACGCAAGUCCCCAUCUCUGUCCCCCAGGACAAGACGCAAGUCCCCAUCUCUGUCCCCCAGGACAAGACGCAAGUCCCCAUCUUUGUCCCCCAGGACAAGACGCAAGUCCCCAUCUCUGUCCCCCAGGACAAGACGCAAGUCCCCAUCUCUGUCCCCCAGGAAGACGCAAGUCCCCAUCUCUGUCCCCCAGGAGAGGACGCAAGUCCCCAUCUCUGUCCCCCAGGAGAGGACGCAAGUCCCCAUCUCUGUCCCCUAG
This is a messenger RNA of Oncorhynchus keta (chum salmon), 1535 nucleotides long. Its product is annotated as serine/arginine repetitive matrix protein 1-like. The record is from RefSeq and is a predicted model, not a curated record. The coding region runs from base 237 to 1535 and encodes 432 amino acids. Lineage: Eukaryota; Metazoa; Chordata; Actinopteri; Salmoniformes; Salmonidae. The transcript has 5 exons.